AUGAAGUCCCCCAUCUUCAUCCUCGCUGCCCUUCUUCCCCUGGCUACGCAAGUCGCCAUGGCCAACCCAGUCGCCGCCGCCAACUCUGACUCUUCCCUGGAAGAACGCGGAGGCAACUGGAAUGGCGAUUUGAAUCAUGGUCAUGGAGGCAAGGGCUGGGACAAUCACUGGGAUGAUGAUGACCGCCCUCAGGAUUGGUGCAAGGUGAAGCAGCCUUACUGGUAUCAUAAGUAUCCCUGUGAUUCCAGCGGCACCGUCGGCGAGUCCAAGGUCGGCGACAACUUUGCACCCGUCUGCAAAUACCAGAACUGGUACAAGAAUCCGAAGGGUUGGUGGGUCAAGGACGAAUAUAAGCCCCGACGCUGCCAGGUCAAUGUGGGAGAAUGCAAGGAUUGA
Penicillium waksmanii is the source of this 396-nucleotide messenger RNA. RefSeq lists its product as uncharacterized. The record is from RefSeq and is a predicted model, not a curated record. Bases 1 to 396 code for a protein of 131 amino acids. The transcript has 3 exons. Lineage: Eukaryota; Fungi; Ascomycota; Eurotiomycetes; Eurotiales; Aspergillaceae.